AUGCUGCGCUCAGCUUCAUCAGCCGUCCGGGCGGUGUCGCAGUCGAGCCUUCGUCAAGGCGCUCUCGCUGCAGGCGCCUCGCGAGCACGACUCGUUUCGUCCUCGACACCACGGCUGCGCAACGACGACUCGGCCAAGGGAAGCAAGGAUGUGAAUGCAUCGCCGACGGCAGCCACCUCUGCCAGUCGUGCCUCGCUCGCCCCGAGUUCAUCACCGGCGGCAACCACGUCCAAGCCCGUGCAGAUCUCGUACAGCCCGCCCAACAAGGGCACCACCGGCGGCGGAUCCAUCACCCUCAACCUUCCGCCGCAGCUCGUCCAGGCCAUGUCGCGCAAGAACAACGUCGCGCCCACAAAGACCUCGUCCGCACGCGCCAAGGCGCAAGCCUCCAAGGCGCUGCGUCAGACCAUCGCCGAGCCCACCACGGGCCAGGUGUACGCGUGGGCAACCGCCUACUCGUACUCGUUUGCCGAGCUCAUUCGUUCCGGCAGGCUGCCUCCCAACUACCAGAUCUUUGAGGACAACGAGGUGAUCCACAUCCCGCAGUGGCCGGUCGCAUCGGCGUCUCCAGCAAGCUCGGCAGCACCAGCGGCGUCAACGUCCACUUCGGCAGCAUUGGGCAGGGGCGAGGUGUUCAUCUUCCGCUCCGGAUCGUUUGUCACGUGGGGGCUGGACGAGGAGCAGAGCCAGCGCUUCCUGCGCAGCGUCAUCCAGGGCCGCGAUCUGCAGUACCAGGUGGAGCUCGGCAGGUAUUCGCAGAUCGGCGACGAGGCCAUGGACUAUCUCUACGCCUCGUCGCAGCCCACGCGCGUCCAGGGCGAUAUCAUCGUCAUCGGUCAGCCGCCCAAGACGUUCGAUGCCGAAGCUGACCCUACGGACACUGCUGAGGCGCUUGACUUUGCCGAACCCGCGGAAGCGCCGGUGUCGUCGCCGACCGCUUCGACCUCGCCGUAUACGUCGUUUGGAACCGAGUGGACGCCCACGCUCGCGCGGCUGGCGUUCUCGCAGGGCCUGGCACGCUCCGCUAGGCUGUCGGUGCAGGAAUCGGCGCUGUCCAACUUUCUCUCGACCGUCUCGACCAUCCCUGCGCAGCUCGAGCAGGCGGGAAGUGUGCCUCUCUCGCGCGCGUCUACCAUCCAACACACAGGCACACUGCUGCGUCUGCGCCAAACCGCCAAUCUCGACCGAGACAACUUUUACGACGAACCCGAAGUGUACUGGGAGAACGGAAAGAUGGAGGAUCACUACCGCUCCAUCUGCCACAACCUCGACAUCGGACAGCGCUUCGAGACGCUCAAUGAAAAGCUCGACCACUGCGAGAACUUGCUCGCCGUCGUGAGGGCGCUGCUCACCGAGAAAACCACGCACAGGAUGGAGCUCAUCAUCAUCGGACUCAUCGCGUUCGAGGCUGGGUUGGCUUUGUUGGGUCACGGAUGGGUGCCAACGCCGAAAAAUGUGCGCGCUUGGUGGUCGUCUGCAAAGGAGUACUUUAGCACCAGCAAGGACAGCAUAGAGGAGAAGGUAGAGCCAGUGGAGGAGAUCAUUCACGCUCCUGUUCGGCUCGUAUAG
Molecule: messenger RNA, 1569 nt
Organism: Moesziomyces antarcticus
Lineage: Eukaryota; Fungi; Basidiomycota; Ustilaginomycetes; Ustilaginales; Ustilaginaceae
Exons: 1
Coding region: 1-1569 (522 amino acids)
Biological process (GO): positive regulation of mitochondrial translation
Source: RefSeq, a predicted model, not a curated record